Molecule: messenger RNA, 5026 nt
Organism: Pantherophis guttatus
Lineage: Eukaryota; Metazoa; Chordata; Lepidosauria; Squamata; Colubridae
Gene: ME2
Product: malic enzyme 2
Biological process (GO): malate metabolic process; pyruvate metabolic process
Cellular component (GO): mitochondrion
Molecular function (GO): malate dehydrogenase (decarboxylating) (NADP+) activity; NAD binding
Source: RefSeq, a predicted model, not a curated record
GGUGUCCCUCCCUGCCCCGACCUCGGGCGGUUCAUUCGGCGCUGGGGCGUGGAGGCCGAAGGGUGUCAGCAGGUUGUAGGUUGGAAACAGCCUCGCAGAAGCCCAUCGCUAGGACAAAGAGCUGGAUGAGGAGGUGGCUGCUAACCCACUGCGUGGCAAACUAUACAUAAUGUUCUCCCGGUUAAGAAUAGCCGUUUCCCCCUGGACGUUGGCACAUCGUAGCAUGCAUAGGAGGGAAAAAGGGAAGCCUUUGAUGCUUAACCCCAGGACAAACAAGGGUAUGGCUUUUACCUUAAAAGAACGGCAGAUGUUGGGGCUUCAAGGACUCUUACCGCCGAAGAUUGAGACGCAGGACAUCCAAGCUUUACGUUUCCACAAGAAUGUAGCCAAAAUGACGGAUUCCUUAGAGAAGUACAUAUACUUGAUGGGAGUCCAGGAAAGAAAUGAGAAGCUGUUCUACAGGAUCCUACAAGAUGAUAUCGAACGAUUAAUGCCGAUUGUCUAUACACCAACAGUAGGCCUUGCGUGUUCCCAGUACGGGCAUAUCUUUAGAAGGCCGAAAGGAUUGUACGUUGCCAUAACAGAUAAGGGCCACAUCCAAUCUGUUGUAAACAACUGGCCAGAGAACGAUGUGAAGGCUGUUGUCGUCACAGAUGGAGAACGUAUCUUGGGCCUUGGGGAUCUGGGAGUAUAUGGAAUGGGAAUCCCAGUUGGCAAACUCUGUUUAUACACUGCCUGUGCUGGAAUAAAACCUGACAAGUGCCUUCCUGUAUGUAUUGAUGUUGGAACUGACAAUGAGACACUUUUGGAAGAUCCGUUUUAUAUGGGAUUGUAUCAGAAACGAGACCGCUCGCAGGUUUAUGACGAACUCAUCGAUGAAUUCAUGGAAGCCAUUGUAGGCAGGUAUGGCCAAAACACCCUCAUUCAGUUCGAAGACUUCGGCAACCAUAAUGCCUUCCGCUUUUUGAGGAAAUACCGAGAAAAAUAUUGCACUUUCAAUGAUGACAUACAGGGGACCGCGGCAGUUGCUUUGGCUGGAUUAUUGGCAGCCCAGAAAGUCAUUGCAAAACCCCUCACCGAGCACCGGAUCCUCUUCCUUGGAGCAGGAGAAGCUGCCCUUGGUAUUGCAAAUCUCAUCGUCAUGGCUAUGGUGGAAAAUGGUCUUUCUACAGAAGACGCUUACAAGAAAAUUUGGAUGUUUGAUAAAGACGGCUUAUUGAUAAAGGGCCGGGCGGAAAAGAUUGAUGUCAACCAGGAGCCCUUUACUCAUCCAGCUCCAGGGAACAUACCAAAAACUUUCUUGGACGCCGUGAGGAUUCUUCAGCCUUCUGCCAUUAUUGGAGUUGCCGGGGCUGGGCGGCUGUUUUCUCAUGAUAUCAUCAAAGCGAUGGCCGACAUCAAUCAGAGACCCAUCAUCUUUGCACUGAGUAACCCUACCGUAAAAGCAGAAUGUACAGCCGAGGAGGCAUACACACUAACAGACGGCCGUUGCCUAUUUGCGAGCGGCAGUCCAUUUGGGCCUGUGAAGCUGAGUGACGGCCGGUCCUUCAUCCCGGGCCAAGGAAACAACGCCUAUAUUUUUCCAGGUGUGGCUCUUGCUGUUGUUCUGAGUAGCGUCCGGCACAUCAGUGACAAUGUUUUUUUGGAAGCUGCAAAGACAUUGUCCCAGCAGCUGAGUGAGGAAGAGCUGGCAGAGGGAAGACUCUAUCCCACGCUUUCCAACAUCAGAGAGGUGUCUAUUAACAUAGCUAUAAGGGUCAUGGAAUAUUUAUAUGCCAAUCAUAUGGCCUUCUAUUACCCAGAGCCAGCAGACAAAACUCAGCACAUACGAUCGAGAAUCUGGACUUCUGAGUAUGAAUCCUUUCUACCAGAUUUGUAUGACUGGCCAGUCUCAUCGGACACAAGGCGUGCUUGAAAUUCUGUUGGAAACCCCCCUGUCCAGAACAACAUAUGAAGUAGAACCGCCGAAGACCUAAAACUUUUCUUUUUGUGCUAAACUACAGAGCUGGGCGCCUCACCGACGCUGGAUUUACUCCCUAGAUUGGACUUCCUCUCUUCUGAGGUGCAUUCCUAUGGACGGUUGGGUUGUCUGCAACAGAAAUGAAAUUUAAUAUAUUUUCUAUUUCUCCCGGGGAAGCUAAUUGAACAAAUAAGGGAAAACCCUUAAUUCUAUUUUUUUUUUUUUUACUUUUGUUACUGGUCUGCGGUGUGAUUAAGGUUUUUCUGUACUGUCUCGUGUAUGACUGUAAACUGCAUGGAUUUACACCAAACAGAUUAAUUGAGAAGAGAAUGUUAGUAAGUCAAGGAAAAGAGAUUUGGCCUAGUCUCCCUCUCUCCCUCCCUCCCUCUCCUUUUUCACAGGAGAAGCAUCCAGAAAUGCUGUCCUCCCUUUAUAGUCUACAAAAAAAACCCACCCCUAAGUCUUCAUUCUGCUGGGAGCAUAAAUGGAUGACCAAAUUACUCCCAUCCCAUUUUUAUACUGGUUCUGCCUUUCUGCAGCCUUGGUGGUUCCUGUAACUGCCCUUACGUGCUGAAUUUUGUAGCAUGAAUCACACGAAGCCAGAUUUACCGAAAGGAGAGGCUGUCCUGCUUCCUUACAGGGUGGAUUCAAACAUACAAUUCUGUCUUCCUUAGCUCUACAUUUUCUUCCUGCUGGGAAAAUCAAUCAUGGUCAGCACACGCAAUGCUGCCAUCUCCUGGAUCUGUGUGUGUCUGUCUAUGUGCUCACAUUCUGCACUUGAAUAAUUCAGCUUUGAUAGUGGAACUUGCUGCAUAUCAUUUCCCUGGCAUUUGUUAUAUAGAUGGGCUAUUUUCCCCCCCUUUCUCUUUGUCUUUUUCAAGGUUUUGUUAUUGUUGUUGUUCAUGCUUAAACCGUAACACUCCUGAACUUAAUGAUGGCUGCUUUCCUCCCAGGUCUCUGUCCCAUGGAUCUAAUAAUUAGGGGGGGAUGGAAUGUGUGCCUUGUUGCACCCAUCCUAUGCCCGAAACCAGUGAUGCUGAACCUUUUUUGGCACUGAGUGGCGAAAAGGGAACGUGCGCGUGUGCGAUCGUCUGGACUGCAACCCGGAAGAGAGCUGCCCAGGGUACAUGCACGCGGCCAAAAAUGAACUUCCAGUUUCUGCCACAUGUACGCGGGCUGGCCAGGUAGUGUUCCGGGGUUUUGGCACGCAUGAGUGCGUGAUGAUCAGCUGGCUGGCGCUCACGCAGGAAAACGGAAGAUCAGCUCUUCCAGUUUCCAGUACUGCAGCAGACAAAAAGUCCAGCUGAUCAUUGUUCGCGUACGCACACCAGAAACCCAGAAGAGGAACGGGCGACACCGCGAAUGCCCAGGCGACAUAUGGCUCUGCGUGCCACUUUGGCAUGCAUGCCAUAGGUUCGCUAUCAUGGCCCUAAACUAAAAUUUCUCAAUCUUAAUCAUUUUAAGAUGUGCGAAUUUCUAUCCCAGAAUUCCCCAGCCAGCAUGCCUUAAAACAGGCAAGAUUGAGAAACAUUGCCCUAAAAAAAAGCAGAUGGCACUCCAAUAAAAAAAUGAUUUCUUUUUAUCUCCAGGUAACCCAAAGGUGCUUUUUUUAGGUGGCAACUAGAUUUUCUUGUUUUGUCUUUUUCACUUGUCAUCCAAGAAGCCGCUUCAGCUCUGACAGGAUAGUGGGGAACGGAAGGAAUUAAUAUUCCUUGCAGACAGCUGGUCAUCUGCAUCCUUUUAGAGGGUCGUUGAAGAACUUGGAGGUUUACCUUUGUCUUCAGGGUCACCUGAGUGGUGCUCCUGGUUCCUGUGGUCUGCAAUUUGGAUGAGAAGUGAAAAAAUAAGAAAGUCCAGUUGCCUCCUGAAAAAGCACCUUUGGGACAACCAUGACCUGGAUGACUGGGAAUCUCUACAGAUCUCCAGGUAACUUGGUUUGUGACACACAUAUUAUAUAUGUCAGAUCUGGGAUCUUUUUACCAUUUGUUUAUUUAUUUAUUUGUCCGGUUGCCUUACCCUGUUUCUGGGAAUCUGUUAACGAUAUAAGAGCUGCCCUCUUGGAUAAGGUCAAAUCCUCAAUUUGCCUGUCCAAUAAUUUUUUUAAAAAAAUGUCGACAGUGAUAGCAUCUCCAUUUCCUCCCAAUUAAAUUCUACAGACUGCGCUUGUCUGCUAGGGAAGCCUGCUACUUGGAUACAACAUGAAAAAGUGGAUGGUUUGACUUUUAUUUUGUUUUAUUCAUCGGGGAAUGCAAGCCCGAUGUGAACGUCCCUAAGAGAAAUGCAGCAUUUUGACUUGAAAUGAUAAUGAAGGGAGAUGGUCUCAAAAUGGUCUCUUUGCUGUCUGAGAGAAACUUCAGUUGAGCAAAAGGAUUUCCAUGUGGGUGCUUGACAUAUUCCUGCCAUCUUUUCACCAUAAUUGGAAGUCUGUUUCAUACCUUGUGCCUCUUAAAGUAAAUUCAUCCUGCGAUCUUAAGAACGGGUCCAGUUUUCAGAGAGCAGGAUGAAUUUUCAUAUUAUUUUGGCACCUGGAACAUUCUCAGACCGGCUGACUAAGAUUGCGUCUGGAUUCAAAUUUGGAAUUGUAGUUUCGGCACACCUAGGCCAGCAGCUUGAGGAAGACUAGGUGAGACUGCACAAUUCAACUCUUGUGUGAUAACUAUUGAGAAACAUUAUAACCUUGUUUUAUUGGGCCCGACGAAAAUAUUUUGUAAUAGACGUUCACCUGAAUCGCAGGUUGUUGGUUUUUUUUCCCCCAGUUUGGUUAAUCGGGAAAGGACUGAGUGAUGUUACACGCCUAUCUUGUUUUUUCAGAAAAGUGUCCUGUGCUAUUAGCAAUGUUUGUUUGUUCGUUUUCCUUUUCUGUAUAAUGUAGAAAUACCGGCGAAACUGUACCGUUUUUAUCUAGGGCGCUUCAAAAGUUGCCUUACAUCAGUUGUACCUGCCCAAAGGGAUGGUGUCUAUUUGUAAUGUAAGAAAACGUAAGAAAUAAUAUGGGGUACUUUGUUACUCAGCUUUUAACAUCCUUCAAAGGCUUUGUCUCAGAAAUAAUUGGGAAAGAAUGUUGAA